This is a messenger RNA of Sporisorium graminicola, 1830 nucleotides long. RefSeq lists its product as uncharacterized. The transcript has a single exon. NCBI's taxonomy places the organism in Eukaryota, Fungi, Basidiomycota, Ustilaginomycetes, Ustilaginales, Ustilaginaceae. Bases 1 to 1830 code for a protein of 609 amino acids. The record is from RefSeq and is a predicted model, not a curated record. Gene Ontology annotation, molecular function: serine-type endopeptidase activity. Gene Ontology annotation, biological process: proteolysis. Gene Ontology annotation, cellular component: membrane.
AUGAGUCGCUAUCACGGCGAUGCAGCGCAGCACAGCUACCAUAGCUCGGCUUGGGAUCCCUCUCCUUACGGCGCAACCGAGUACGACCAAGUCGAGGAGAUUAUCUCAGCCAAAGGAGCACAGGCUUACGCUCGCAACUCUGCGGGAGUCGGCGCCAACUCGAAUGCAUAUCGUCUUGCCCCGCCCGCCACUCAGAUCGGUGCGGACUCACCUUCGAUGUAUACGGACCCCUACGAAGCUUUCAGCACUGCUCCACCUCCGCCACCACAGCACACUGCUGCAGCAGCCCAAGCUCACUCGUAUCUUCAGCACGACCCCUACGCUUCCGAUGAUCGUCCUCUCGCUGGGCCAUCCUUCCUAGAUAGGGCAGAUACACUUGCUCCGAACGACAGCAUCAGCAGCUACAAUGUUCGCGUUGGUCGCAACACGGAACCGGAUCGGCCUGCUACUUAUGUAGACACGCGUGAAGAAGACAACCUCCGGGCGCAGCACAUGCAGCGCAAAUCGGUGGUGUAUCCUGAUCACUACGACGAUCCAAGCACCUACUACAACCAGCAUCCGCUGAACCAAGACGACUAUACUCAUACUCGUUUCGAUACGAGCGGGACCGAUCUGCCCCUCAAGCAUCACGCUGGACCCAUGGGCUAUGCAGAAGACGAAUACGACGAGGCGAACCAGAUCAAACGCGGAUCUGCCGCGCUCUGGACCAAUCACAUGGACGGCGAGCACCCUACGCCUGCUGACGAAGAAGCGAAAAGCGGCCUGCUUGGAAAGCUCUCCCGAUCCACCAGUCGACAUCUCGCGGGCGAGGACAAGCUGCGCGAUCAGAUUGAGCGACGUCGACAGGGGAUCGGACGACAGAGAUGGCCCUACGUCUCGUGGGUCGUCGCCGUAGCUCUCGUCGUUGUGUUUAUCAUUCAGCUCGUCAAGGCGCAGAAGGAAACGGGCCAGGCGGUGCAAACGCGUCCGAGCAUCAACCCGAUGUUGGGCCCCUCUGCUGAAUUCCUCAUUUCGUUCGGUGCGCGCUUCGUGCCCUGCAUGCGCAAGGUGCCCGCACUCCCGACGUCGGAACAGCUGCCGUGCCUCAAGGACUCGACAUCGAGCUCCAACCUGUACGAGCCCAACCAGCUGUGUCCCAUCUCGCAGAUCUGCGGGCUGAAGGACGCCACCAACCCGAACCAGAGCUAUCGCUUCAUCACGGCGAUCUUUGUGCAUGCCGGGUUCGUGCACAUCUUCUUUAACUUGCUGGUGCAGCUGACGCUGUGUGCGCAGAUCGAGAAGCUGAUUGGGUCGAUUGCGUACUUUAUCGUGUAUUUUGCCGGUGGCAUUGGGGGCAACUUGCUGGGAGGCAACUUUGGGUUGAUUGGGCAGCCGGCGCUGGGGGCGUCCGGUGCGAUCUACACGUGUAUCAGCAUCGAGCUGGUCGAUCUGUGCUACAAUUGGCAGUAUGAAUAUCGCGCCAAGAUGCGGCUGGCCAUGUCGAUUGGGUUUGCGAUCUUGGGACUGGCUCUUGGCCUUUUGCCAGGGCUGGACAACUUUGCGCACAUCGGCGGGUUCUGCGUGGGCCUGCUGGGCGGGCUGAUCUUUGCCCCUUCGAUCCACCCGAGCAAGCAGCACCGCGUUGUGACGUGGGUGCUGCGAGUCGUGGCGUUCGGGCUGUUGAUUGGGUUCUUCGCCGGACUGGCAAGCAACUUUUACAACUCUCCCGACCCGACAAAGGCGUGUACGUGGUGCAGGUACUUGAGCUGCCUGCCCGUUUUCAACUCGUGCAAAGGAACCGGGCUGACGACUUCGUCUACCAGCAGCACCUCGAGUAGUAGUGGUAACUAG